AUGCGUAGCCUUGGAGCUGUAGGCAAUUCAUGCGGCCACUCGCCGCCGCCGGUGCUCAUGGCAGAGACACAGCUUCGCCUCGCAUUGGCCUCAGACAUUAGCAGAGCCACAGGCGUGUACUUGGAUACCAAAGGCGCCUCCAGUCCAUCAAUGUGGGAGUCCGAGCAUGACCGCUUUUCAAGCUUGUGGAUGGCGCUCGUCAGAAAGCGCGUAUCUCACGAGCUCGAAGCUUCGCCGUCGAAGCUAGGAGUGUGUGGUUACAUGGAUGACCCGGAUGGUGAUGGCACGACACGCAGCCGUGGCCGCCUUUCGCGGUGUUGCAUUGUCGAGAGUGGUGAUGCUGCGCCUCUGCUGUAA
Molecule: messenger RNA, 357 nt
Organism: Parastagonospora nodorum SN15
Lineage: Eukaryota; Fungi; Ascomycota; Dothideomycetes; Pleosporales; Phaeosphaeriaceae
Exons: 2
Coding region: 1-357 (118 amino acids)
Source: RefSeq, a predicted model, not a curated record